CAAUCGCCAACGGAGAAGAACCCCGUGAAGAAUACUGGGGAACUAACAUGUUCAUUGAUCGUACCUCCAUCCCUGACUUUAGGUACGAAAUCAACAGGCAGAAUGCAAGAAUCAACUGCGACCAAGAACUUAUUGAAGCAAUCCCAAACGACUACCCACCACGGAACUUCCAAUAUCUGGAUGGGAUACGACACUUCAUUAUCAGAAGGAGAGAGGAUGGAUACCCUGUGGCCAUCUUCGACAGUGAACGAGUCCGAGACCAUAUUGAAAGAGACCCUCUUGGAUGGGAAACAGAAGGAAUGGAGGCCAACAUGGCAAUCGAUGAGUGGAAUGCCCAGAAUAGAAAUGGACCAAAAGACUAUUGGCUCUUCUACUUACCUUUCCUUACAGGACUCCUAUGGGGACACAAGAAGAUUGUCCGACCACACGACGUCCAAUAUGAACUCCGAGACCAUGAAAACAAACUUGUAUUCUCCUGUGACAUGGACGAUGUCCUCGGACACUGGAGCAACGUCCGAACCAGUCAGUGGUCACAUGAUGCCCAACAAAAUGUCGAUGAGUUCAUGGAUCGAGCACAUGGAGAGGGAUGGGAAGACGAUUACUUCCAAGCACUACGAGAAAGAAGAUCGGCCAUGGAAGAAAUCCGAUCAAGUGUCCAACCAGAACCCCAGCCAGAUACAAGUGUCAACAGUGGAUUCAUGCCACAGUUCGAGGCCUCAGAAUUCCUAGACCUGUGGAACGAGAUAAUGAAGAAUAUGAGUACAGGGACAGACCUUUUAGCCCUGUGGGAAGAGGAAGUAAUGAAGAGGGAUCAAGAAAUGAACGAGAAGCAAUCGACCGAAUUCAGCCCUGGGAAAUCGACCAAUCAGAAGACGGAAUCACCCCUUAUGUCAUCAACAAUAAUGGACCCAAUUACUUCGGCAACCGCCACCGGACAAUCGAACAUAAUGGCAGAAGCAUCAGCUGUGUCAUCAUCUGCGAACAGCCAAUGUGGAUUGGAGGAAUUGAUGAUGGACAAUGGUUCGACGACGAGUGGAGGUCAGGAAGACUCGUCAUACCAGGCACCAGAAUCCCAACAUAUUCCGUCUAUGAAGUCGAUGACGAAGAGGAAGAUAGAGAUGACAGAUGCGACACACCUGACAUAUACGAGAAAUAUGAACAGGAUCGCUCCUAAAAGGAAAUUAACUGGUGCAGAGAAGAUGAAGAAACAUAGAGAAAAAAGGAGGAAAGUGAUAGAUAGAGAGGAAGAUUGGAGAAAGUUGUGGGAGGAUGUGAAAGAAGAAAUGGAGUUAGAAUUAGAAGGAGGAGGAACAAUUAACAAGGGACUAUAUUAUACAAUAGGAUUAGUGAUAGAAAAUUAUCCGAAAGGAAAGAAAGAGCUAUCUCAAUAUAGAAUCAAGAUAGCUAAAAGAAUAUAUACAAUGUAUCGAAACAGCAAUGAAAUUGAUGAUGAGAUUGGAAUAUAUAAGAUAAGUAGAGAAAAAGAGAGGGAAUUAAGAAAGUUAGCUAGAAAGCAAUGG
Messenger RNA from Paraglomus brasilianum, 1520 nucleotides. Lineage: Eukaryota; Fungi; Glomeromycota; Glomeromycetes; Paraglomerales; Paraglomeraceae. The record is from the annotation of a GenBank genome assembly.